Vigna radiata var. radiata (mung bean) is the source of this 922-nucleotide messenger RNA. RefSeq lists its product as uncharacterized. Lineage: Eukaryota; Viridiplantae; Streptophyta; Magnoliopsida; Fabales; Fabaceae. Bases 207 to 833 code for a protein of 208 amino acids. The transcript has a single exon. The record is from RefSeq and is a predicted model, not a curated record.
GAUUUGAUUUGAGCAUUAGAAAAGCAAGAGAAUCUAAUGUGGCCUUUCUAGGAAAUUAGAAAAGUAUGUUUGGUAAUUUUUGCAUGAACCAAUAAGGUUUUUAGGUGCAACUUUUGAUGAGACUAAUUGGGCCUGGUGGGCUUGAAAGGCCCAAGAGAGAGUAAAAUUCGGGGAAGACAGUUAAAACUUUAGCACAGGAAAGCAAGAUGACACGGAGCAUCAGAGUCAACAUCACAUGUUCUCCACUUCACAUAUUUUCAUCGCAUCAUCAUCAUCACCGUCAUCUCAUGCACAACCCAUGUGGAGGCACAUCGCAUCCACCACCACCACCACCACAUAUACCAACCAAAAACGACGUCGUUUACCUCCCGCUUCUUCAACCAUACCGCCGCGCCCAUGAUCCCGCGCCCACCCCCCAUAUGCUGACCAACGCCGCCGUCGCCGUCUCCUCCUGGCUCCGCCGCCGCCGGAUCCGCUACUUUUUCCUCUUCCUCUGCUCCCCGCUUCUCCUCCUUCUCCUCUGCGCCGCCCUCCCCUUCCUCUGCGCAGCCGAGCUCUGCCUCCGCCUCCGCCUCUGGGGGAAGCUCCUCCGCCGCGACUCCGCCGCCGCCGAUCGUCUCCGCCGCUGCGAGGAAGGGUUCUGCGAGGAGCAGCAGCGGGAGAAGGGCCUCUUGCAUCGGUACCUGGAAGAUCAACUUUUUCUCGUGGGAUCCAUGUACGAGUGCGGCGACGAUGACGAUAACGACGGCAACGACGAAGUAGAAGGUUCUAGAAGCGUUGAAGAUGUUGAAAGGAUAGGUAGUUCCACUGCUAGAAACCCUCUCUUGAGAUGAUAUCACACAGUGAAACAAAGGAAAGAAAAAAAAUAAACUUUUUAUUUUUUACAUUUUGUGUGUAUAUAAAUGUCUAAUAUUAUUCAUUA